Hevea brasiliensis (rubber tree) is the source of this 2393-nucleotide messenger RNA. Its product is annotated as lysine histidine transporter-like 6. The transcript has 8 exons. The record is from RefSeq and is a predicted model, not a curated record. NCBI's taxonomy places the organism in Eukaryota, Viridiplantae, Streptophyta, Magnoliopsida, Malpighiales, Euphorbiaceae. Gene Ontology annotation, cellular component: plasma membrane. The coding region runs from base 16 to 1212 and encodes 398 amino acids.
CAUAUUGUCACAGCCAUGAUAGGUGCAGGUGUUCUCAGUCUGCCCUAUGCCAUGGCUUACUUAGGCUGGGGUCCAGGGACAAUGGUUCUAGCGUUAGCUUGGUGCAUGACUUUGAACACAAUGUGGCAAAUGAUACAGCUCCAUGAAUGCGUUCCUGGGACUCGAUUUGAUCGUUACCUCGAUCUUGGUAGACAUGCUUUUGGGCCAAAACUGGGGCCAUGGAUUGUACUGCCUCAGCAAUUGAUUGUUCAAGUUGGGUUUGAUAUUGUUUACAUGGUCACUGGAGGGAAGCGUCUAAAGAAGUUCGUGGAGAUUACUUGUGCCACUUACACACCUAUCAGGCAAUCUUACUGGAUUUUGAUAUUUGGUGGCAUUCAUUUCUUCCUGUCUCAGCUUCCCAAUUUCAAUUAUGUGGCCGGUGUUUCAUUAGCAGCAGCAAUCAUGUCCCUUAGCUAUUCAACCAUAGCCUGGAUAGGUUGCUUAAGCCAUGGUCGAGUUGAUAACGUGAGCUACGAGUACAAAAACACAAGCAGAGCUGACUUCAUGUUUCGUGUGUUCAAUGCAAUGGGUCAAAUGUCGUGUGCAUUUACAGGGCAUGCAGUUGUGCUGAUAAUCCAGGCUACAAUUCCAUCAACUCCUGAGAAGCCUUCGAAAAUUCCCAUGUGGAAAGGUGCAGUAGGUGCUUAUUUCAUCAACGCAAUUUGCUAUUUACCUGUGGCUCUUAUAGGCCACUGGGCAUUUGGACAAGACGUUGAUGAUAAUGUGCUUAUAGCACUCAAAAGGCCUGCGUGGCUCAUUGCCUCUGCUAUUUCAAUGGUGCUAAUCCAUGUCAUUGGUAGCUGUCAGGUUUAUGCCAUGCCUGUUUUUGAUAUGCUAGAAAGGUUGAUGGUUAAAAGAUUGAACUUUCCGCCAGGAAUUGCAGUUAGAUUGGUAUCUAGAUCUACUUAUGUAGCAUUUACACUAUUCAUUGGAGUCACCUUCCCAUUCUUCGGAGAUCUUCUUGGUUUCUUUGGUGGAUUUGGUUUUGCUCCUUCCUCAUAUUUUCUACCCAGCAUAAUGUGGCUGAUAAUCAAUAAACCUAAAAGAUUCAGCCCCAAAUGGCUUAACAAUUGGGGUUCAAUAUAUAUUGGAGUGUUCAUCAUGAUGCCAUCCUCAAUCGGUGGGUUACGCAAUAUCAUUAUUGAUGCCUCCACAUAUAGUUUCUAUAUGUAAUUGCAAAUUAUAAUUAAUUUGCCAAAUAAUUAACUUGUUCAUUUCCUGCUGAUGAUUACAAGUUACUUGAAUUAUGCAAUCAAUGUUGCAAAUUAAUCAUUUCAUAGCACUUUGUGCUAGAUGUUAUGUAAUCUUUGGAGCUAAUGCUGCACUUCUCUUGUUCUUUUUGUUAUAAUUGCUGUUUUGAUUUAAUCCUUUGGGUAAUUGUCUUGCUGUUUUGUUUUGGAUCUUAGUAUAUUCGUACUGUUUUGUUUAGGUUUUUCCAUCUAGCAUGCACUUUGGGUAGUUGGGUUUUUGGGGAGGCCUAUUAACUUUACGUUCAUGCUAAGUUUUUCAUGACUCAUUCAUUUUAAUAAAAUUUUACUUAACGUAAAAAAAUAUAAAUAAUGUAUUGCAAAUGAUGAACAAAGUUCAGCAUCAGCAAAAGAUUAACAAAAAAAAAAAAAAAAUCAGCUUCUGCAUUUUUGGUAACUGCAAGAAAAGCAGCAGCUUCCAGCAUCAUCAGCCUCUAUUUUAAGGUCAGGACAGGAGCAUAUAGAUCAAGCAUAUAUAUGCUUCACAUUUCACCAUAAAGGCCGAGUAGCAUCAGUCCCUUGAUUCGGGUUUACGAGUUAAAGAAAUUCAAUUCAGUGGAAACAGAACAAUCUUGAUCGGAAACUUGAACGAACACCUACCCCCACGACCCUGACAACAGCUGGAAAUUGAAUUGUGAUGCUUUUCUAAAGCAGGUCGUAUGUAGAGAUCUUAGAGGGAUUAUUUCUGAAAAUCUCCGGCCGAAAGUUUGGAUCUUUAAAUAUGUAUUUGGCCCAACUUGCAUCGAUUUGGCCUAACUCCUCACAACAGCUUGUAUGGAUUAUAAGCUCUGAAAUUGGCAACAGUUAUAGGAGUCAACUCCUUUUUCCUGGAGUCAGACUCUGACUCUGAGAUUGUGAUUCGGGCCUCAAUGGCAAUGAUGCAAAAGUCUACUGGGAGAUACAAUCGACAGUCUCAUCUAUCAAAAAUAUAGCUUCUGCUCGUCCUCGUUUAUCUUUCGCUUCUAUCAGAAGAUCGGCCAACAAAGCAGCCGACUGUCUUGCUAAGUUUGCUCUCGUGAUGUACAUAAUUGGAUUGUCACUGAGCUUCCUUCUAUUUUGUAUAGUGAUGCCCAUGGGGCCUUGUAACGCAAUUCAGUAGCAUUUCAA